Tribolium madens (black flour beetle) is the source of this 1310-nucleotide messenger RNA. RefSeq lists its product as uncharacterized. The transcript has 5 exons. Lineage: Eukaryota; Metazoa; Arthropoda; Insecta; Coleoptera; Tenebrionidae. Bases 228 to 677 code for a protein of 149 amino acids. The record is from RefSeq and is a predicted model, not a curated record.
GUGAGGACCGUACCGCGGCGCUAUCAAAGUGAGGUCCGGAUAUACAUUACACAGAUCUACCAUUGUGAGGCCUAGUGGAUGUGUAUAUUUAUGUGAAUGUACCAAAGUGAGAUCCAGCAGCGUUGCCAAAUUGACUCAUAACAAACAACAAAAGACUCUUAAUAAACCACGAUAUUUUCAUUACAAACUCACUUGCUAAACCUACAUGACACAGAGCAGACGUAAAAAUGAGUCGAUUGUCUAGCAGAACAAAAAGAUUAUUACAUCUGUUAAAUCUUCCUCAGCAUGAAAGCACCAAAGGUCUCAACAUAGGUGAAAUGCAAACAGCUCUUUCAGAAAAAGAAAAAUUGCUUUCUAACUACACAAGAACAGAAAAAGAAAAAUUGCUUCCUAAGUACACAAGAAGAGAAAAACGAAAAGCAAAUGAUUUUUAUGAGCCGUUUGAAGACAGCGGCGAUGAAUUUAUUCCGUCUGAUGAAGAUAGCAGUGAUUCAGAAUAUGGUUGUUCACAACGUAAAAAAAAAACUAUUUCCGAAUUCAACGAUUUACAAACAAGUGAUGAAAAGGUUACAAAUGGAGACAAGAUUAGGUUAGACAGUAAGGAUUUAAAAUGUGAAAAGCGUCAAGAGAAUUUGAAUAUGGACUUGGAAAAAGGGGUUGCAAUAUUUAGUCUCUAGUUUCAAUACUUUAAAUAAAUUUUACAUUAUUUUAGGUUUUAACACAAAAUGCAGAUCCGCAAAAUCAAGAUAGUUCAGAUUUGGACAUGGAAAUACCGAUUCAAAAAUUCUUGGAGAUAUCAUUAACUUCCUCUACAAUAGAUCCAAAAGUAACUACAAAUAAAAGAAAGUGGGAUAAGAAAGACUUUUGUUUUUUUUGUGAACAAGAUGUUCUGAAGUUUUCUCGGCAUCUUUUCAGACAUCAUCAAAGCGAAUGUGAGGUGCAAGAAAUUUUAUGUAUUCAACCAAAAGACAAAAGAAGAAAAAAUUUAAUUACAAAAUUAAGAAAUAAAGGCAAUUUUCUAAAAAGUUCAUUUGAACCGAAUAUUGUGCCUGUAAGGAAAAAUAAAUAUGAAAAUGUGUCGGAUCUAACGCCGUCUUCGUACCUGCCGUGUAAAUACUGGCAGGGAUUUUAUAAGAAGAAAUUUCUCUACAGACAUGUGAAGAUAUGUCCUCAUAAUACUGACGAAAAGACUGGAAGAACAAACGCUCAAAGCCAAGGACAAUCUUUACUGUCUUCUUACAAAGAAAACGACAUUUUGCGAAAAGAAGUAUUUCCCAUAAUGCGAGGAGAUAAGAUUGCAUAUACAGGGU